Molecule: messenger RNA, 1409 nt
Organism: Heterocephalus glaber (naked mole-rat)
Lineage: Eukaryota; Metazoa; Chordata; Mammalia; Rodentia; Bathyergidae
Gene: Slc10a2
Product: solute carrier family 10 member 2
Biological process (GO): bile acid and bile salt transport
Cellular component (GO): apical plasma membrane
Molecular function (GO): bile acid:sodium symporter activity
Source: RefSeq, a predicted model, not a curated record
CAAAACUGAAAUACUAGCAUUUUUUUUUAUUGCUUCUCUAAAGUGUCUUUGAAAGAGACACCUAGAGCCACAUGCUUAGAGAGGAUUUAAAAGUUUAAUGUGGUGGAAGUAAGCAUUAUUUAUCUCAUCUGGCUGCUGAGACAGGAGCAGUGAACAUGGUGGGCAUGGCCAUUGGAGAAGAGAGCUUCAAAAUGAAUAACCCUUCAGUCUGUUCACCCAAUGCAUCUGUCUGCAAAGGUGCAUCAUGUGUGGUCGCUGAGGAAAAUGUCAAUGCCAUUCUCAGCACAGUCAUGAGUACUGUACUGACCACCCUGCUGGCCUUGGUCAUGUUCUCUAUGGGAUGUAACGUGGAGAUCAAGAAAUUCCUAGGGCACAUAAAGCAGCCAUGGGGCAUCAUUAUUGGCUUCCUCUGUCAGUUUGGAAUCAUGCCCCUCAUGGGCUUCAUCCUAUCACUGGUCUUUGGCAUCCUCCCCAUCCAGUCUGUGGUGGUGAUCCUCAUGGGCUGCUGCCCCGGAGGAACAGCCUCCAAUGUCCUGGCCUAUUGGGUGGAUGGCGACAUGGACCUAAGCAUCAGCAUGACCACGUGUUCUACCUUGCUUGCCCUGGGAAUGAUGCCGCUCUGCCUGCUUAUCUAUACCAAAAUGUGGGUCGACAUGGGAAGCAUCGUUAUUCCCUUUGAUAGCAUCGGUAUUUCUUUGGUUGCUCUUGUUAUUCCUGUUUCCUUUGGAAUGUAUGUUAAUAACAAAUGGCCACGGACAGCAAAGAUUAUACUUAAGAUCGGAUCCAUCACAGGUGCAGUUCUCAUCAUACUCAUUGCUGUUGUUGGAGGAAUAUUGUACCAAAGCGCCUGGAUCAUCGAACCCAAACUGUGGGUGAUAGGCACACUAUAUCCUAUAGCUGGUUACAUCCUAGGAUUUUUUCUGGCUAGAAUAGCUGGACAGCCCUGGUACAGGUGCCGAACGGUGGCUCUGGAAACAGGGAUGCAGAACAGCCAGCUGUGUUCUACCAUUGUGCAGCUCUCCUUCACCCCCGAGGAGCUCAACCUGGUGUUCACCUUCCCGCUCAUCUACAGCAUCUUCCAGAUCGCAUUUGCAAUAAUACUGUUAGGAGUUUAUUUUGCAUACAGGAAAUCUCAGAGGAAAAAUGAUGUGGAAUUUCCAGAGAAUAAAGACAACGAAACACAGUCUGAGUCAUCCUCUCCUAAGAUAAAUGGUGGAUUUCAACCAGACUCAUAAAAAGUACUCACAAAGUAGGCAAAAAGGAAAACGCUAAAGAACAUUCUUAAACUAUAAGUACAUUAAUUAUUUGUUCUGGUGGGAUAGCUGACAGGAAGAAGUUCAAGUGUAGAUUUGAAUUGAACAUCUGUAUAUUGGUUCUGGUACAAAGGGACAUGUGGUCCAAUUUCUUAG